CGUUGUCGCUUAAUUUACACUGUAACAUCGUCCAAAAAUAAGUCAAUGAAGUGCUUAAUGGCAGAAUUUACCGGAAACGGUUAGCGGCAUGUGUGGUUAUGUCGAUCACCAUGCCGGUGUAGGUCACUUUUCUGACUCUUAUUACACCUAUUCUGAAUAUCGGACGUAUUUAUGGUGUAUGAAGUUUCGAAGUUAACGUACAUCACAUGGUCAGUCAGUAUACAGAGAGUCAUUUUACCAGUUGCAGGUGUUAUAGAAGUGUGUGUGUGCAAUCAUGGCUGUCUAGUGUAUGAUGGUUAUGUAGUAGAUGCAAUAUGUAAUAUAGUGCGUGUAUUACCUGAAGUAUAUAUGAAUCCGUGUUCGGAAACUGUAGUAUAACUCACUGCAUGUUCCUGGGCAUUCUGUGCUUGAUCAGAGAGUGUAGGAUGCUAUUCCUUAAAGAUGUUAUGAAAACAAGCUGUAGUGUGUGUGAAACGAAAUGGAGAACUGCAGCACUGUUUGAAUUAAUUCACAUUCAUUUGUGCUGUAAGUUGUUUUAUUAAUGUCUGGUACGUAACAGAAAUCUGCACUGUUUAAUAAAAUGCCUGCGUCUGGCGGAGAUCCUGUGACUGCGGCCCUACGCUUGUCUUUGACAGCCAGUCAAGGCCCCGAAGACAUUAGUUUAGAUAAACGACUUGAAUGUUCGACAGCACGUGUUCUUUUAACUCAAAUUGAAUUUGAACCAAUUGGUGACAGCUUGGCAAAUGUGAUCAGUGACUUAAAGAAUAAAUACACUGUGCUAAACAGCCAAGACUCAGGCAAAAAUGGAGAUACAUCUUCAACUUCAAACGUUCCAGUUAGUAACACUGGCAGUAAUGACAGUGAGAUUACAAAGCCUGAACCUGACUCCAUCUUGCCAGCACCAAAGGUAACAUUGUUCCCAUCAGAAUGUGUGCAGUUGGGCUGGAGAGGAACAUUGCAGGCCCUGUUCCAUGUGCCAGCUUUUGUCAACUGGUUACAGAGUGAAAGCAGCCAUCUAAACAACUGCACAGUUACCAAUGGGGUGAUGAAUGGAGACUGCAUCAUUUGUGCGAUGAACAAGACUUUUAAGGCAUCGCAGACCAAAUCAGGCGCUGUAAUAAAGCCAUUCCUCAUUUACAAAAGAUUGAAAUAUAUUUGCAAGCACCUUGUACAUGGCCAGCAAGAGGAUGCUCAUGAGUUCAUGCGAUACCUUUUAGAAAGCAUGGAGGGAGCCUACCUCACGCGCUACAAAGGAAGCAAGCUGGACAGUUACAGCAGGGAAACAACCCCGAUAAACCAGAUAUUUGGUGGUUAUAUUAGAACAGAAGUGGCAUGCCUGCAGUGUGGGGGUAUAUCUACAACAUUCCAACACUGUCAGGACUUGCUUCUGGAUAUUCGACGUGCGUCCACAUUAGAUGAUGCUUUAACAUCCUACUUCUGCAACGAACGUCUGGAUGGGGACGAUGCUUAUUGCUGUGAGCGAUGUAACAAAAAAGUUGCGGCCACAAAGAAGUUUUCUUUGGAAAAACCUCCGCAAGUUUUGUGCAUACAAUUCAAGAGGUUCAGCAUCUUAGGAGGAAAGAUCAACAAACAUGUUUCAUUUUCCCAAAGACUGGAUCUUACAAGGUUUCUUUGUUCUCAGUCAGCUUACCAUGGCCCUGUACCACUUACGUAUCAUCUAGUUGCAUUGGUUACACACGUUGGUUCAUCAGUCCAUUGUGGGCACUAUACUGCAGUGGCAGAAACUUCUACUGGUCUUUACUAUGAGUUUGAUGACAAGUCAGUGCGUCCCAUCUCAUUGUCAGCAGUUCUAGACACUAAUGCGUAUAUUAUGCUGUAUGAGUGUGAACCACGUGUGGAACCUAAAAUUUCAUCAUCGUCACAGCAGAGUGUAGCAUCUGCUACGGCCACCACAGCAACUUGUGCUGUCAAUGGACAGAAAUCUGACAUGACAGUUCAGGGACAACCUAUACAUGGACCUGUAGCAAUUUCAGUGAAUCACAGGAAUGGACGUGACAUGAAUUAUGACAAGCAAGGCUCUGAUUCAGAUUCUAGUGGUAACGUUGGUGCUUUGCCUCUACCACCUACAAAAGAUAGGGACCGUGUUGUGUUUGGCUUGCACCAGCGGGCUGCAUCACCUGCACUACCACGAUUAGUGAUGCACAUAAAGAAUGGCAAAAUAUAUCACCCGCCACCUCAGCCUUCUCCUCAACUACAGGAACCAAGUGUGUCAACUGCAGCCAGCUCAACUGCAAGUCUUGUACCAUACUGCGAGUCAGGCGAAGAUGAAUCAAGUUCAGGCGACUCAGAGGCAGCACCACUUUGCUCAUUGGAUAUGCCUAGCCUUGAUGAAGAGAACCCUUCCACCCCACACAACAAACCUGUGCUUGUCUGUAAGAAGACUCCAACAAAGAACAACUCAAAAGGGAACUUCAACUCAUUUGCAGGAAUUCCUACCAGUCGAGAGAUGAUACCAUCAUUGACAUCUGGUAGCAAUCAAAAUCCUGCAGCUAAUAACAAAAGUCCACAAGCCGAAGACAUUUCUGUUCAGAACAGUACUGGCGUUGUGUCACACAAUACCAACACCGAUCAAGAUGAAGGCUGUUCUGUCAGCAAGAGUAGUUCUGUGUUACCUGGUAAAAGCAUUUCUGAGAGUUCACUUAGUGGAAAUGGUGUAGAAAGUAUAGAGUCUCAGGGAGCAUGUAAUGGCAUGCUGGACAACCAAGGAAAUGAAGUUAGGCCUACAGUCAGAAGUACAAUUCCAAAAGUUAGGCAAAGCAUGGACUUGGUUUCCAACAAAGUAGUAACUGACUGCAGUACAACAGUGAAUCUCCAUGUGAAUUUAUCUUUUCCUACAAUCCGUGGAAAAUCUAACACGUGUUGGCAAGUAACAGAUUUGUUACUCCACAGUUUAUCUGUAGCUCGUGAGAACAGUAGUGGCCGUAAUACUGUGGCCAGUUCAACGACAGACUGGGCUGUGUCAGACGUAAGACAAAAGUUUAAUCAUUCUUCAACAAACAUUAAUAAACCAGUUGCUCUUAAGUUAUCUUGCUCAAACAGUUGUUUAAACACAAGGGUUAAUGAGAAGAAGCUGUUAGCAGAUGAACCAGAUGCCAGUGUAAAUACACUCUGGAAAUCUUACGUGGACAAUGUGGCGCCAAAGUCUACGAGUGAGCAGAAUCUUGUUAAUGGUGACAGCAUAACAAUAAUAUAUGAAACGAAGAAACGAAAGUACCUCGAUGGUGUCACCAAUUGUGAAGAGAUGCAAUCCUCUCAGAAGAAGAGAAGCAAGAAUGUCAGAGAUUCCAAUAUUGAAGAGCACGCGUCAAAACAGGAACGAGAGAAGAAACUAAAGAAGUUAAAGAAACAUAAAAAGAGAACAAAGUCUGCAAAGAGUGGCAGUGAGGGGCCUGAAACUGGUGGCAGUGGUGAUGGAGGUGGGAAAUACGAAUGGGUGGAAAAAACUCACGAGACUCUUGGAAUUAGUACUUCAUAUCAGGCGAAGACAAAUGGGCUUUGCUGGGAUGGGGCUCAUAAAUUUGAUGUUACUACCCACUUGGCUCAUCUAUCACAUCGAGGGUAUGGUUCAGCUAGUGUUACAAAUUGGUCUGGUGAACGCAGUCAUAUGGAUAGAGAAGUUCAGCGGGAUCGUAGAGAAGACAGAAAGCGGAACUAUGACAAUGACUACAAUGAAGAGUUUGACAGAGGGAGGGUGAAGAAAGUUAAGCGCCAUCAUAUAGACUCUCAUCAUAAUAAGAUGAAGUUCAAUCCUUUCCAAGACUAUCAUAAUUUCAAACGCCAGUGGGGGAAUAAUAACAGUGAUGAUUAUUACAAGAAGUCCUAUUACCAUAAAGAUUACAACCAUUAUAAUACCUAUCGUCCUCUUGCUGGCCGAAACAGUUGUUAUCACAGUGGAAGUAAAUACCGUAACCACUACAAUAAGAAGAAACGGUGGACACGUUGAUACUAAUGUUUUCAUUGGCAGUUAUGUAGAGUUUAAUUGCAGUUUCAUUAAAAUUAAAUUGGAGUACAAAUUUCAUGACACUAGAGAAAUUUGCGUGUGCUGUGAACAGACUUUUUUCUUUAAUGGAAUGACUACUGAACUUGUCAGAUCUUUAACAAGUUUUUGCAGCAUAAUGUAUUAGUGGAUACCAGGUGAUUUUUCCCCCUUUCUUUUCUUCAAAUCAUCAUUUGCUGUCACAUUCUGUGUGUGUGUUCAGUGUCCAAGAAAAAGAGCUGCUCAGUUGAUUGCUAAAACGUUGUUGCAGUUUCAUAGAAGGAGGCAGUUGAAGUAUACUAAAUUAUAAAAGACUCUGUGGAUAUUUCUAUAUAUUUAUAUGUAUACUGAGGGAGGUCAUGUGCAAGUGAACUCUGGUUGAUUGAUGUUUAGAACUCAUAAUAACAUUCAAUUAAAUGUAUUAAAUAUAUUUACUUUUAUUA
Zootermopsis nevadensis is the source of this 4440-nucleotide messenger RNA. The record is from RefSeq and is a predicted model, not a curated record. Lineage: Eukaryota; Metazoa; Arthropoda; Insecta; Blattodea; Termopsidae.